GGGAGGGGGAAAUCGCCAAGUCGCGUCGGGACUUGCCAGUGGGAGAACGGCCGCUCACUCCUUGAGGCAGGCGUACGCGAUGCCGGCGCCGAUCACGGCAGCGAGAGUGUGGAGAGCGGCCUGUAAGCACUCGCAAGCAAGCACAUCAGAAGCGCAUGAGUGGAUAGUUACUCGCAACAACUUGCCACUCCUGCCAUAAAACCGCAGCGCAUGUGGCUCGCGCUCCUGCAGGCCGGCCUGCUCGCGAGCUAUGGCUCAGCGGCCGCGGCGCUGUUCCUCGUGGCAUGCGUCGAGCCGGAGGGCGACGGGCGCCUCGCGGAGAUCGCGAACUGGCUCUUCGACGCGCCGGAGCGGCUCCUGCGGGCCUGCGUCGGCGCGCGCCGGGGCGCGCGCUGCGCCGCGUACCUGUGCGACGAGCCGAACCCCGUGCUGCAGCUCCUGUACCUGCUCCUGGUCGGCGGCGGCUACGGCCUCGCGGUCGCCGACAUGUACCCGCGCGUGCCCUGCGCCGCGCUCGGGCCGCACCACCGGCCGGCCGCGCUGGCGCUCGUGCUGUUCUGCCUGGGGACCUGGGCCAAGGCGUGCACCGCGCCGCCGGGCUACGUCGUCGACGCCGCGACGUUCGCGAAGCACGACAACUACGCGUACGACGGCUGCCUCUACGAGGCGGGCGGGACGUGCCCGACGACCGGCGUCCCCAAGCCGGCGCGCGCCAAGUUCUGCCGCACGACGCGGCGCGUCGUCGCGCGCUUCGACCACUUCUGCCCCUGGGUGAACAACGCGGUGGGCGAGGAGAACUACCGGUGGUUCCUGCUGUUCCUCGCGAGCCACGCGCUGCUCCUGGCCUACGGCGCGGCCUGCGCCGCCCUGCUCCUGCGGGACGUCGUCGACGCGAAGCAGCUGAUGCGCGCGACGUUCUACCUCGGCGACGCGCCCGUCGCCGCGACGCGCGGCGUCGUCGUCCACUACCUGCUCCACACGGAGCGCCUGCUGUGCGCGCUGCUCCUGGCGUGCGCGGUCCUCGGCGCCGUCGUCGCGGGCUUCCUCGGCUACCACCUCCGGCUGGUCUGGCGCGGCCGCACGACGAACGAGCACUACAAGUGGCGCCGGCGGGCCCGGGGCGGCGCGGCGCCGGCCGCGAACGUCUACGACCUCGGCGCCCUCCGCAACGCGCACGAGGUCCUCUUCCCGCGAUCCCGGCGGCGCGACGCGCUCGCGCGGUACCAGGCGAAGCGCGAGAAGGGGGACUAGGCCUAAGCCGGCGACGCCU
Molecule: messenger RNA, 1270 nt
Organism: Pelagomonas calceolata
Lineage: Eukaryota; Pelagophyceae; Pelagomonadales; Pelagomonadaceae
Source: the annotation of a GenBank genome assembly